This is a messenger RNA of Humulus lupulus (European hop), 510 nucleotides long. RefSeq lists its product as uncharacterized. Gene Ontology annotation, molecular function: nucleic acid binding; RNA-DNA hybrid ribonuclease activity. NCBI's taxonomy places the organism in Eukaryota, Viridiplantae, Streptophyta, Magnoliopsida, Rosales, Cannabaceae. The transcript is spliced from 2 exons. The coding region runs from base 1 to 510 and encodes 169 amino acids. The record is from RefSeq and is a predicted model, not a curated record.
AUGACUGGAAUUGUCCCCGAGAUCAUUGUUCAUAAGUUACAGGUUGAUCCAUACUAUCAACCAAGGAAGAAAAAGAUAAGGAAAUUUACCCCUGAAAGAAACAAGGCAUUCAACGAAGAAAUCCAGAAACUCAUUGAGAACAGAUUCGUAAGGGAGGUGCAUUACCCCGAGUGGCUAGCCAACGUGGUCAUUGUGAAGAAGAAGAAUGGCAAAUUGCGAGCAGAAAGAGCGCUAUACUGCCUAACUGAGGGCCAACCAACCGGCACAUGGAAACUACAUGUAGAUGGCUCAAGCAACACGAAAGAAAGUGGACUUGGACUCGUCUUGACAUCACCCCAAGGCGACAUAAUAGAGAAAGUGGUCAGGUGUAGGUUCAAGGCUACCAAUAACGAAGCAGAGUAUAAAGCAAUGAUAGUAGGACUUGUACUAGCCAAGGAAAUGGGAAUCAGGCAGCUCAAUGUGUUUAGUGAUUCACAACUAAUAGUCAAUCAAAUGCAAGGCAGCUACUAG